Fusarium verticillioides 7600 is the source of this 1352-nucleotide messenger RNA. RefSeq lists its product as hypothetical. The transcript has 2 exons. The record is from RefSeq and is a predicted model, not a curated record. Gene Ontology annotation, cellular component: membrane. Gene Ontology annotation, molecular function: lipase activity. The coding region runs from base 154 to 1053 and encodes 299 amino acids. NCBI's taxonomy places the organism in Eukaryota, Fungi, Ascomycota, Sordariomycetes, Hypocreales, Nectriaceae.
CAAUAAGGUCCUGACUGAUCUCUUAGAUAAAUUUUGUUAAUACAAAAAAUAAUACCUUGAAAUCUGAACCGAAACCUACAACGACCAAGUUCUUUGUUGCUCAUUAAUAUUCUGCCCUUGGGAAUCCUGAAGCAUCCAUCUUCCUUAAGCGCAAUGUCGACCGAGACCGAGGGUACUUUCGAGGUGGCAGAUGCCAGCCUCCAUACCAAGACCUGGACUCCCGAAGGUCCCAUCAAAGCAUAUUUGGUGCAUGUCCAUGGCUUCAGCGAUCAUGUCAAUUGGUACAAUGACGUAUAUCGAAUCGUAGCUUCGCAUGGCAUACAAGUGUUUGGCUUCGAUCAAAGAGGUUGGGGCCGAAGUGUGAAGCAGCCCUCCGACAAGGGAAAUACUGGCCCAACAUCACGCGUCAUUGCAGAUAUCGCCGCUUUUAUUGAGAGCAAACUGCCUUCGGAUGUCCCGGUCUUUGUUCUGGGCCACUCUAUGGGCGGCGGCGAGGUCAUCACACUUGCUGCUGACCCUCAAUAUGCCAAACUCGUGAGCCAAGUUCGCGGCUGGUUGCUCGAGGCACCAUUCAUCGGAUUCGCCCCUGAGGAAGUCCCAAGUUCGUUCAAGGUCUUUGCAGGGCGACUAGCUGGUAAAAUCCUUCCCAAGUUUCAGCUCAAACACGUACUCGAUGUUGCCAACCUGACGCGAAGGCCAGAGGUGGCCAAGGGUUUCAAAGAAGAUCCUCUGUGCCACGAUACAGGCACACUGGAAGGGUUGGCCUCGCUCCUGGAUCGCACAGGAGCUCUUCAGUCAGGUUCCGUGAAGCUGGGUAAAGAGGUCAGGUCGCUUUGGCUUGGCCAUGGCGACCACGAUAAAGCGUGCAGCUACCAGGCGGCCAUAGAUUUCGCCCAGAAACAAGAUAUCGAGGACAAGACCGUCAAGACGUACGUGGGGGGUUAUCAUGCGCUACAUGUCGACCUGUGCCAGGAGGAAUAUGCCAAAGAUAUCACUGACUGGAUCUUGGAAAGGAGCAGCCAAGACCAGAAACCGAUCGAGGCCAAGCUAUAGAGUAGCUGCUAUAGAGGAGGAUCUGUGGAUGCACGGGUAUCACUGGUUUCAAGCUCUGUUGUUUUCGAGAUGGCCAGUAUCGCUCGAUACUGCGUAACUGUUUUCGGCUUUUUACAGAUAGCGAGACUAUGUUAGUCCUAUUAUAUGCUUUGCUUUGUGGCUGACUGUAUGUAUGUAUAUCAUCCCCCGACCACUUAUCUCUUGACAGGGUAAAUGCGGCUGUAGCUCGCAACCCAAAGCCAAUAGAUUGACUUGAUGGGUCAAUAAUUUCAGCUUCUGCAGUCUUGGCACCAAGUCCU